Messenger RNA from Gastrolobium bilobum, 4222 nucleotides. RefSeq lists its product as uncharacterized. Lineage: Eukaryota; Viridiplantae; Streptophyta; Magnoliopsida; Fabales; Fabaceae. The coding region runs from base 96 to 4022 and encodes 1308 amino acids. The record is from RefSeq and is a predicted model, not a curated record. The transcript has 3 exons. Gene Ontology annotation, cellular component: membrane.
AGCAAGCGCUGUGACUGUGAGAACAUCGAAAAAUAAAAUAAAAAAAUAAAAAAAAAAAUCGCUAAGCGUCGUAUGGGUUCCUCUCGUUCUCUUCCAUGGACCUUCAAACCCUAAUCAGCAGCCCUUCGACGACAAACCCACUCUCUAUGUUCUGUCAUCGGGGAUUGUUGCACUUGGCCCAAACAUUCACUUCUUAUGUGAUUCUGUCAUGUAUCUUAUUUUUCUUCGCUGCAUAUGGACUGUGCUCUGUGAAUGGGAUACAAAAUUCACCAGAUUAUGAUGCUUGUGCUUCUUUUGAGAAAAGUUACAAUUUGGGUUCUUCAGACACUACCUUUAGCGACUCUAGUUUAGGAUAUGGGUUUCCAACUACCCAUAACAGUUUUGAAAGUGUGUGCCCAAACAGUCAUUCGUUCUGCUUUCCUUCAUUGUUGUCUGGAUUAUCUGAUAAAGAGAAAAUUAUGAAGGAAGAUUCUCAAGGAGAAUCUAGCAGUCAUUACAACAGUCCAUUUUGUGUAGAGUUAGCUCAAGAUAGCAGGCAGACAAGUAACAAAAGCUGGUCAUCUGACUAUGGUGUGUUUAGGUUACUUAAUGGAGGGGUUGUUUCUUGUUCUUUGAACUCAAGAGAGGGAGGGAAUGAGAUACCAUAUCUUCAAACUGAGGUUGGUCAUAAAGGUGAUAUUUCUUCCUGUGGAGGCUCUUUACUUAAGCAGAAGACAACACAUAUUGGGCCAACGAACCCUGAGAUGUCCAAAUCAAAUUCCUUUGAUGGUUCCAUCUCACCCAAUGUUAGGAUUGGCCCUACUCCACUGGACUGGGGACAAAAAUAUUUGUAUUCUUCUUCAGCAGCAUUUUUAACUGUGACAAAUACGUGCAAUGAGAGCAUAUUACACCUCUAUGAGCCAUUCAGCACGGACUUACAGUUCUACCCUUGUAACUUCAGUGAGGUUUCACUAAGACCUGGCGAAUCAGCUUUAAUUUGUUUUGUUUACUUUCCUAGAUGUCUGGGCUUGUCAUCAGCUAGCCUGAUUCUGCAGACAAGUUCUGGUGGAUUCAUAGUAGAGGCUAAAGGAUAUGCUACUGAGUCUCCUUUUGGAAUUCAGCCCGUAUCAGGUGUGGAAAUUUCUCCUGGUGGAAGGUUGAACAAGAAAUUUUCAUUGUUCAAUCCCUUUGAUGAAACCCUUUAUGUGGAGGAAAUAACUGCUUGGAUAUCAGUUUCUUUGGGGCAUAAUUCUGUUGAAACCGAAGCAAUUUGUGGUACGAGUGAUUUUCAGGUUUUUGAUACUCUUCUCUUCCCAACUAUUAAGGAUCGAUUGGUUGUGAAGAGUAGCCAAAUUGAUUCACCAGUGGUAGCAAUCAGACCACAUAGGAACUGGGAUAUUGGUCCCCAUAGCUCGGAAACUCUCAUGGAGAUGGAUAUCACAGUUGGAUUUGAGGGAAAAAUUGUUGGUGCAUUUUGUUUGCAUUUACUGAGGCCCUCACAAGAAGCGUAUCAUACUAUUAUGGUUCCUAUUGAAGCUGAAGUGGAUAACCAUUCUGCCUAUGACACUGAUGGUAUAUUUGUUUCAGCAACACUUGAGGGCCUAGUCACAUGUGAUAAUGGUGAAAUUGCUAUCGCUAUCUCUCUAAGAAAUGAUGCCCCUUAUGCUUUAAGUUUUGUAAAAGUCCUGGAAGUUGCUGAACUGGAGCUUUUCCAUAUCAAGUACAAGGAAGGAUUAAUUCUUUUCCCUGGCACAGUAACACAAGUUGGCAUUAUUUACUGUAAUCACCCUCACUUGGAUUUACAUGACUGGCCACCUGAAGUCUCCAACGUGGGAGAGAAUUGCAAACUGAUGAUUCUUACUAAUGAUUCAACUAGUCCCCUGAUAGAGAUUCCAUGUGAUGACAUAUUAUUUAUUUGUAUUGAACAUCAAAGGCUUUCAUCUGUUGGAGUAGAAGGCAAGUCUAAACUUAUCAAAUCUGGCAAUAUGAGGGAAGGGUAUGAGGGAAGAAGCAUGCGAUUGCCACCAAAUGUCAAGGGUUUUGAGACAGCAGAUGUAGAUGAACUAAUUCUUGCCAACUGGAGGUCUCAAGGAACCACUGGUGGCAUGUCUGUGCUUGAAGACCGUGAGGUACUAUUUCCGAUGAUUCAGGUUGGAAGUUAUGUCUCUCGAUGGAUCACUGUAAAGAAUCCCAGCCAACAUCCAGUUAUGAUGCAGCUUAUCUUAAACUCGGGAGAAAUAAUUAACGACUGUGGGGGUCUAGAUGAUUUAUUACACCCUUCUUCAUCUGGUAAUUUGGCUCUAGAUGAAGCUGCUACUCCAACAAAGUACGGAUUCUCUGUACCAGAGAAUGCACAGACAGAGGCUUAUGUGCACCCUUAUGAUCAGGUAACUUUAGGGCCAAUAAAUUUUUAUCCCUCCAGUCGAUGUUGGUGGAGUGGUUCAGCAUUGAUAAGAAACAAUCUUUCAGGUGUUGAGUGGAUACCUUUAAGGGGAUUUGGAGGGUUGCUUUCUCUAGUUUUGCUUGAGAGGUUUGAGCAUGUUCAGAGUGUAGAUUUUGAUCUUAAAAUGCCCAAACCGCUAAAUUUUUCUCUUCCAUAUGCCUUACUUCACAUGAAAGAGAUGACGUCUGCCUGUUCUCAACCUUUAGUGAAAGAGUUAUAUGCCAAGAACACAGGAGACUUGCCAUUGGAGGUUAAAAGUAUAAGAGUUUCUGGGAGAGAAUGUGGGUUGGAUGGUUUUAAGAUUCUUUCUUGUAGGGGUUUUGCUCUUGAACCUGGGGAGUCAACUAAAUUUCUGAUAUCAUACCAAACCGAUUUUUCUGCAUCUGUGGUGCAUCGGGAUCUUGAACUUGCCUUGGCUACUGGUAUUUUUCUGUUACCCAUCAAGGCAAGUUUACCUUAUGAUAUGCUAAGUAACUGCAAGAAAUCUAUGUUUUUAAUGCGAGUGAAAAAAUCCUUUCUUGGAUUCCUUCUUGUUGCAACCUUAAUAUUUCUGAUAUUUUGUUUUAUAUUUCCUCAAACCACUGCAUUGGGCUCCUUGGACUUCUCGUGCAAGAGUGAUGAUAACUUGGUCCACAGCACCAUAAAAAGUGCAGUGAAAACCUCUUUGCUACAUCAUAACCAGAGUAAGAGUAAGCUACCGAAGUCUGAUAAGAUGGAUCAUCUAAUGGAGGCCUCUUGUGGCAGAUAUUCUUAUGGUGAAGGCAAUCCGUCUGAACUGGGAAUAUCUGAGCAUUUGAUGCAGACUGCUGAGAAUCAUAAACAGACUAGUCAUUUAUUGGAUACUCAAAGUGAAAGAAAAUUGUCAUCCACGGCAGGUCAGAGUUCUGGUCCAAUGAAAGCAUCCCAGUUGGGUUAUCUCAUGGUCAAAACUGGUAAAGAAAAGGGUAGAAGAAAAAAGAGAAAGAGUCUCGGUGCUAAAUUAACAGCUUUGUCUGAAGUUUCAAGUAGUCAGAGUGGGAAUUCUACUCCCUCAUCUCCCUUAUCACCAGUAACCUCUGCUACACCUAAACGUAACUGGCCAUUGUCUCCUGAUGUGGAGCAACCCUUUGAGGCUCUUAGUUCUAUAGCACCGGUGGCUGCCCGACAUUCUGACAACAAUCAAGCUUCUGGUGCUGCUGCUGCUGAGGCAAAUAUAUUGGAGCCUGCUUUUCCACAUGGAAGCUGCAGUAAUAAUAUGUCUUCGUCUCAAGUGCCAUAUUCUGCUUCAAAAAGUGUUAAUGGUAUACCUGUUCAGAUACCUUGUGCUACUUCUCCCUUUUCUGUUGGACCUCCUUUCUCUUCCUUGGUGUUAGAUUCUACUGUUACUUCACAUGCUCGAGCUCCUGGAUCCAAACUUCACAACCAGAAAGCUGUUCAAGCACAAGAGGCAGGACUUGCAAAUGAUUAUACAUAUGAUAUUUGGGGUGAACAUUUUUCUGGACUUGACUUUUUAGUUCCAAAAAAUGUUACUGCCAUGAAGUCCAGUCUCGCGGAAAAUAAUUUCGACAGCUUUUUUGUAAGGGGUCCACAAACCCUUAUGACAAAUUCUCAAGAAGGCUAAUAAGUUGAAAAACUAAGUUAUUUCGCUUUUUCUUGCUUCCACUCCAGGCCUGUGUUAAUAACUUGUCGGGAGGAAAAAGAAGAAAAAUAUAGGUCUGGAUAGAACCCUCGUAGCUACAUGAAUGCACACUCCCUAUCAUGUAGUAGUGUAAAAGGAAUUUUAAUUAUGUGAAUAUUUUAACGAAACCAGUGCGUGAAAAU